This is a messenger RNA of Hydractinia symbiolongicarpus, 2716 nucleotides long. RefSeq names its product neuronal acetylcholine receptor subunit alpha-3-like. Bases 713 to 2032 code for a protein of 439 amino acids. Gene Ontology annotation, cellular component: synapse; membrane; neuron projection. Gene Ontology annotation, biological process: regulation of membrane potential; nervous system process; monoatomic ion transmembrane transport. The record is from RefSeq and is a predicted model, not a curated record. Lineage: Eukaryota; Metazoa; Cnidaria; Hydrozoa; Anthoathecata; Hydractiniidae. The transcript is spliced from 6 exons. Gene Ontology annotation, molecular function: transmembrane signaling receptor activity; extracellular ligand-gated monoatomic ion channel activity; neurotransmitter receptor activity.
AUAAUUAGGCCACGUUGUUAUGAAAAUUGUUGUCAUGGUAGCAACUGUGUUGUGGGACUGGAAAUCAACAAUUUGCGCCAACGCUAUUUAUGUUCACUCUCACGCGCAGAGCCUAAAUCAUCAUAUUUAUCUUAUAAUGAAACGAUGACCUUAAAAAACACUGGAGGGUUGUAUAAUAAAAAAAUUAAAAUGUAUAAUUUGAAUUUAACAGAAUGAAUAGUCUUUUGCACUGUCUUUAAUAUUAAGCCUUGUUUUGCGAUCGUGACAUCAUCAUUACGGCAACAGCGCCGAAUAUAUUUGCAGUUUAGUUUAGAACGCGAAACAUUCACAAUAUUCAAUUUUGGUUGCUGAGAAACAUCACUGAACGAGUUAAGCUUUACUUAUGAAGACCAUACUACAACACAUAAUAAUUGGAUAAUCAAGCAAGAACUAUGCUCGUACUUAUAAUUUUGUCUGUGGUAGCAAGUACGUCUACACAUAUUUUUCGUUACAAACACCUAGUAGCCCCCGUUUCCAGGGGAUUUUUGUAUUUCUGCUAUGAGAGAAGACGGCGAAAAUAUUUCCCCGUCUGCUCCCCUGUCAAAAAGCAAAAAUUUUUGGGAUCGAGUGUGUCUAACUUCGAAGAAAUUUAAAACACAUAUUUAGCAAAAAAAGUUAAGAACAUAUUAAGAACAUACUUAGCCUGAAUCUUUACAAACUAUAAGUACAAAAAAUGAACACAGUUGAAUGUCUACCUUGCUCAAACAAAUUACUAUGUAAUUUAUUAGUUUCCAUUCCUUUUUAUAUUUCAGGUGCUAGUUGUUCUUACCAACAAGAGAAAUUACUUCAAGAAAAGCUUCUUACUGAUUACAACAAAAAUGUCAGACCACAGAAAGGCAAAGAUCCUGUGCAUGUUUAUUUUGAUAUGAGACUUAAGAAUCUGGUGAAACUAGAUUUGAGGGAGCAGGUUUUGGUUAUCAAUUGUUUUACAAUGUUGAGAUGGACGGACCCUCAACUUCAAUGGAACAUAUCAACUUUCAAUGGAACUGAUCGUAUCAAUAUGGACAGCUCAUUGAUCUGGACACCGGAUAUCAUGUUAUACAACACAGCUGAACUAACCAGUUUUGAGCAUACAGACGUGUACAAAACAAGACCUUUGGUAUUUGAUAAAGGUCUGGUGGUGUGGAAUUCGCCCGUUACGUGGAGAAUAUCAUGUGAGUUAGAUGUUACUUGGUUUCCAGUAGACCGUCAGGUGUGCCAUUUCACAUUUGGUUCAAACUCGUACUCCAAAUCACAGCUUGAUCUGCGUUUCUGGUCUAAACCUUCCAGUAAAGCAGAAAUUGUUUCAAGUAAUUUUCUAGUUGAAGGUGGAGAAUGGAAUAUUGAUUCCUUGACAUCUCAAGAGACAAAUAUCCACUUUAUAUGUUGUCCAGAGGAUUUCUCGAUCAUCCGAUAUCGCAUCGAGUUAUCAAGAAUGUCCCUUUACUAUUUUCUGUACAUCAUACUGCCUUUAGUUUCAUUAUCAUUUCUUUUUCUUCUUGUUUUUCAUAUUCCGCAUGAUUCCGGAGAGCGGAUGGGAUUUGGCGUCACAAUUUUGCUCAGUAUCACUGUCUACCUACUAGUCAUAUCAGAGAAGCUUCCAGAAAAGUCGGAUGUGUACCCAAUGCUGGGCAUAUGUUUUAUUGUUGUCUUCUACAUUCUUUGCACAGCGCUUGCAUUUGCUGCAGCUACCACUAUUUUCGCAAAGAGAACAAGUAAGCCACCUAACUUUUUGUUGACCUGGUUAAAGAAGUUAAAACUGCAAAAAAACAAGAAAAAGAUUGAACCGGAAAAUUCUAUGACCAUGACUUCUGUGGAUACGUUGAAAAAUAUGAAUGAAACAUCCAAUAAAGAAGAAGAGGAAGAAAAAGUUGCUGAAAAAGAAAAUUACAACAACGAAUGGUUGGAAAGCUGUCGUUAUUUUGACAAGCGAUUAUUUUUUGUUUUUAAUGCCCUGCUUAUACUCAUCCCACUGAUCGUUAUAUGUUCACUACCAAGAGAUGGACUGGCUUGAACAUGCAAAUUUAUUACAACUAAGGCGCUUGUAUAAACAGUUCUUGCAUAUAUGUAUGUGUGUAUGUGUGUACAAUGAAAGUGACAAAUAUGUUAUAAUGAAACAAAAUUAUUUUGCAAUAUUAAGUAGCAAGCAAAGAAUAUACAGGGAUAUUCAAGAAAAGCAUAUCUCGAAUGAAAGUAGUGACACUGUUAGAUACUUGCAUCAAAGAAAGAUUUGUUUAGUUUAGUCAAACUUAAUAUCUUUAAGCUUCUGUAAUAUACACAAACAACAACAAAAUAGUUAUUUACAUUUCUUGCCUACUUCUUCGUGCAAGAACCAAGAUGUUAUGUACCCGUUUGGAGAUGUUAUGUACCCGUUUGGAGUUGUUAUACUAAUUUGUUUUUGCUAGAAAUUAACUUUUACCUUGAGUGUUUUAAUUGUGAAAGGAAGAAACUAUGUUUGCGUUCCCGAAAAUUUAUUAUUAUUAUUCCGAAUGUUUAUACAGGAUAUAGCCACUUCAGUGUAUGAAACACUGUUAUCAAUGUAGGUCCUGUGUUCGGAAUGUAUACAUUAAGUAUACACCGGCAUUACCUACCCAAUUUCCCUCACAUGGCAUGGGUUGACCCGUAGCUGUAGUAAAGACACUUGCUAAACAUGCCCGCGCUGUGGACCGAACCACGGACCUUGUGAUUACGAAGCGAA